ACUCUCUCUCUCACACACACACACACACACACACACUUUCUCUCUGUCUCUGACAUCUCUGAGGCUCGGCUUGUCCUUUUUCUUUCUCCCCGUCACAGCGAGAUGUUUUGCAGCGUCCGUGUUUUAUUAUAGUGUCCGAUUGUGGGAUUGUUUCAGAACGGUUGUUGCUGGAACUCGUCACAGCAGAUACAAUGAAGCUGCAUGUGAGCUGGCUGGUGUUGCUGCUCGGGCUGCACUGUGUUUGGUCUCAACAAGAAGAUUAUGAGGAAGACUAUGAGGAAGAAGAAACAGAAGAGAGGAUCAUCAGGAAAAAAGCUAAAAGCAAACUUCUCACACCGAACUUCACACCAAAGAACAACGCUCAGACGCUCACGAAUGACUGCAGUCUUGAGCUGGCAUUUCUUCUGGACAGUUCCGAAAGUGCCAAGGACAACCAUGGCCAGGAGAAGCGUUUCGUCACAGAAGUGGUUGAGCGCAUCCAGAACAUGCACCUCCAGAGCGGCCGCAGCCUGAGUUUCAGAUCUGCACUGCUUCAGUACAGCAGCCACGUGAUACCUGAGCAGACCUUCAGCCAGUGGAGGGGCGUGGCCAACUUCAAAGCCAACAUCGCACCCAUUCCCUACAUUGGGCAAGGCACGUACGUGACGUACGCCAUCACAAACCUCACACACCUCUACCUGAACGAAUCAGGAACCGGAAACGUCAAAGUGGCUGUGUUGCUCUAUGAUGGAGAGUCACAUCCAAAAAAUCCAGACUUAUUUUCAGCUGUGGCUGAUGCCAAGAACCAAGGGGUUCGUUUUUUUGUCAUUGGAGUCACGCCUGCUGCCAGAGAGACGUCCAAAUUGGCUCAGCUGAGGAUGCUGGCUGGUUCUCCAACAACACGCUACUUACACAACCUGCAGGAUAAAGACAUCGUCAAGAAGAUCAUUAAAGAGCUGAUGGCGCUGGCAGAUGAGGCGUGUCCUUUGGAGAAGAGAUGUGUGUGUGAGAAAGGAGAGAGAGGACCAAGCGGCCCAGCUGGGAAAAGAGGUCGACCAGGAGAUGAUGGAAGUCCAGGGCCAAAAGGACAAAAGGGUGAGAGCGGAUUUCAAGGGCUGCCAGGGCAAACCGGCUCAGAGGGCAAAUCAGGAAGUAGAGGAGAUAAGGGAGAGAGAGGUGAAUGUGGGAUGCCUGGUGUCAAAGGAGACAGAGGUCCUGAGGGUCCAGUGGGCGUCAGUGGAAACCGAGGACUGCAGGGUUUGCCUGGACCUAAUGGUGACCCUGGACCCCGGGGAACACCGGGACACAAAGGGGAGAGAGGCUUUCCUGGACCACCUGGGCUUAUGGGUGAAACUGGAAUUGGUAUUGCUGGACCAAAGGGUGAGAUGGGACUUCAGGGCAGAGCUGGACCUCCCGGACCACCAGGACUCGGAGAACCUGGCCUACCAGGGCCUCAGGGGCCACAAGGAGUGCAGGGAGAUAAAGGACCUCCAGGAGAGGGAUUACCUGGGCCAAAGGGAGAGAGGGGACCAGAGGGUCAGAGGGGACCGCGAGGACAGACUGGACCUGGAAUUAAAGGAGACAAGGGUGACUAUGGAAAUCCUGGGUUACCUGGACCAGCUGGGCUUCCUGGAUUUGCUGUACAAGGAGAAAAGGGAGCUGAAGGACCACGUGGACCCCCAGGAUUCAGAGGCCCACCAGGAGAAGGUUAUCCAGGACCAAAGGGUGAUCAGGGAUUACCAGGAGAAGUUGGAGCACCAGGACUGAGUGGAGUAGGAGAACCAGGACCAAAGGGUGAACCAGGAGCUACGGGGUUAUCAGGGUUACCUGGGUUACCUGGAGAGGACGGUGCGCCCGGACAAAAGGGGGAGCCUGGUGUUCCAGGUUCAAAAGGACCAGAGGGAGCAGCAGGGGUUGGAACACAAGGAGAAAAAGGAGAUCAGGGGCAAAGAGGAGUCCGUGGAUUAGCAGGACCUCCGGGAAUCACUGGACCAUCUGGACCAAAAGGUGAACCAGGAGCAUCAGGACGUCUCGGCUUACCCGGACCUCCAGGACGUACAGUAACUGGAGCGAAGGGUGACGCAGGUCCACCAGGUCCUCCAGGGCCAUUGGGGGAAACAGGAUAUGGACUUCCUGGGCCAAAGGGCGAUCGUGGGGAAGCAGGUCUUCCUGGUCCAUUUGGGCCAAAAGGAGAUGGCUACCCUGGUCCACCGGGUCCUCCUGGGCUUCCCGGGCUUCCUGGAGAGCCCGGUCCAGAAGGGUUGGGUCUGCCAGGACCAAAGGGUGAUAUUGGGUUUAGAGGUUUGCCAGGGCCACCAGGACCACCAGGAGAGGGACUGCAAGGACCAUCAGGCAACACGGGAAGGCCGGGACCAUCUGGUCCACCAGGACCUCCAGGGCAGGGGAUACAAGGGCCGAAGGGUGAGUUUGGAGCUCAGGGCAUGGUCGGACCAAGAGGACCACCUGGAGAGGGUCUUCCAGGGUCAAAGGGUGAUCGUGGUGCUCAAGGGGAUCGAGGCCAGAAAGGGGUCAAAGGUGACAGUGGGGAUCCUGGAGCAUCAGGCCAACCCGGUCGACAGGGAGCAAAAGGAGAGUCAGGUCUGACGAGAGAAGACGUUAUCAGAAUGAUACGAGAAAUAUGCGGAUGCGGGAUUAAAUGUAAGGAGCGUCCAAUGGAGCUGGUAUUUGUGAUUGACAGCUCAGAGAGUGUUGGCCCUGAGAACUUUGAGAUCGUUAAGGACUUUGUGACGGCUCUGGUAGAGCGAGUGACGGUGGGAAACAGUGCCACACGAGUCGGCCUCGUGCUCUACAGCCUGGAGGCUCGGCUAGAGUUCGAUCUCGCCAGAUAUGCCACGAAGCGUGACGUCAAACAUGCCGUACGUAGGAUGACGUACAUGGGCGAGGGUACAUACACAGGCACAGCCAUCCGCAAAGCCACUCGUGAGGCCUUCCGCAAUGCUCGCUCCGGGGUCGCCAAGGUGAUUGUUGUCAUCACUGAUGGACAGACAGAUGAGCGUGACUCUGUUAAGCUGGAGAUCGCAGUGCGGGAGGCGCACGCUGCCAAUGUUGAGAUGUUUGCUUUGGGCAUUGUGAAUGCCAGUGAUCCAGCACAAGCCGAGUUUCUCCGGGAGCUUGAUCUCAUCGCCUCAGACCCCGAUAGUGAACAUGUCUUUCAGAUAGAUGACUUUAAUACCCUACCAGCGCUGGAAUCUAAAUUGGUCAGUCAGUUCUGCGAGGAUGAGAACGGCGACAUCUUUAACCGCAUUAAUGGCAAUGGAUAUAAUAACCAUCUCAACCGCAACAAUGGUGUCCUGUAUGAGUCUGAUAACAAUGGAAACCGCAUCAGCAAUGGUGGAUAUUAUAACGGAAACAAUGUAGACCCAACACACACCAGGACACACUCUGGAACACAUUCUGGUACUUAUACACACACUGGGACACACACCGGUAUUCACAGUGGGACUCACGCUGGAACUCACAGUGGGACACACACCAGUACUCACAGUGGGACUCACACUGGAACUCACGGUGAGACACACAUCGGUACCCACAGUGGAGGACACAUCGGAACUCACAGUGCAACACACUCCAGUACCCACAGUGGGGGACACACCGGUGUCCACAAUGAGACACACAUAGGAACUUUCAGUGGAACACAUACUGUUACCCACAGUGGGGGUCACACCAGUACCCACAAUGAGACACACACAGGAACUCACAGUGGGACACACACUGUCUUAAUCAGUCAUGGAGGUGGAAGAGGCGAUAGUCUUCCAGUACCUGUCCCUCCAGGGGUACCACACACCACAGAUAUCCAUACAGAUGGCAGCAAAGAGCACAGCAAUAGGGGAGAUGUUCCAUCGUACAACAGACCAUCUACACACGGCAGACCUUCAUCAUCAACCGUAAUCACAUCGUCCACUUCGGUGCAUUACAUUCCUGCCCCACGACCUCCUUUACCUAAAGAAAUCGUGCCCCUGGAUCCGCUCUGUGAGCUGGUCCUGGAUCAGGGUUCGUGUCGUGAUUACAGCAUACGCUGGUACUACGACCGCACCGCUAACGCAUGUGCGCAGUUCUGGUAUGGAGGUUGUCAUGGCAACCGCAACCGAUUCGAUACCGAGGACGAGUGCAAGAAGACCUGUGUGGUGCCACGAAUAGGAGGAUGAGGAUCAUCGAGGAUGCUGAUAACGUGACUGCUAUUAACUGUUAAAAUAUCUUCUAUACCUCAUCAGUCAAUCUACCUGAGAGAUGUGCAUGUAAAUGGCUUCAACGCGUUUCUUUAUUCACAGUGUUAACAUUCAUCAGCUCCUCAGCAGUGUUGUGUUGUGUAAAUACUUUAUAUCCUUAUAUAUGUACUGGAAUAAACAGCAGGAUUUUAGAGCAGCACCUGAAAACAGAGACCAGGGGCAAAGCUAAAUAUCUGAGUGAACCAUCAGAACUGUGUUUACUGCGUCAAACGCCAAUUUCUAGUCUUGUUUUUAAAUUCUCAAUUCUGAUUGGUCAAAAGCUGUUGAUUCAUUUUCUCUAACAGGUUCAUAUUAAUGUGCUUGUUAUGAUACAUUCCUAUUUUAUUUCUAUUUUAGCAACUUGUAAUACAGGGACUUUAUAUAUGUUCAGGUAAAAUCAGUUUUUAAAAAAAACUUAGAAUUGUUGAGAGUUUUCUGUGAGGAGAUGGUUAUUUAGUUGUAGUUUUUGUGUUUGGAAUUCUGCCCUCUGAUUGGACGAGACGUCUGUCACUCAGGAUCUACAGGAAGUAGCUGCAGCAGUAAAAAGUGUAUUGGUGUGUGUAUGAAUACAGCUCUGCUCUUAUAGCGCUCCUUACAUCCUUUCAUCUGGAAUAGUUUUAGUCUUCCAAACAAAGGUGUGUUUUUAGAGAUUGCAAACUUGCCAUGAUACGCUAUGAGUAUAUCCAAGAACACGCCAUAUGAGCGUCCUUCCUCAGAGUAGCGCUGAAUGAAGUCCAUUUUCUCCUUGCUUGCCAGUGGAAAUUUACAAGAAAUGUAAAUGUACAAGAAAUAAAGUUACACAAUACCCUACUUCUUUUAUAUCCUGAGUGACAGAGGUCUCAUCCAAUCAGCGGUAAGAAUUCCAUUCGCAAACUAUACCUACCUUUUCCGCUUUGUCAAACUGAACAAAUGUUUUCUUACUGAAACUCAGAAACUCAAAGCUGAAAGAAAAUCAAAGUUUACAAAUCAGAAUUCUGACUUCAGCUCAUAAAUACGAUCUUUCCGACAUGAUUUGAGUUGCCAUACUUAUCUAUCUUUCAGCCAGAACAGACCCUGAUUUCCAUCACGUGAUCUAUUCAAUUCAAUUUUAUUUGUAUAGAGCUUUUAACAAUGGACAUUGUCUCAAAGCAGCUUUACAGAACAUAAGACAUAUAGUACUAAACGUUCAAGAUUAAUAUUAGACUUGAAUUUAUUUGUAUUUAUCCCUAAUGAGCAAGCCUGAGGUGACUGUGGCGAGGAAAAACUGCCUGAGAUGAUAAGAGGAAGAAACCUCGAGAGACGCAAAAGGGAACCUCAUCCUCAUUUGGGUGACACCAGAGAGUGUGAUUAUAAAUGAUUAUAAACACCAGAGAGUGUGAUUAUGAAGAAUGUCCUUUAGUCACAUAAAGUCAGUUGGAGUUGUGUAUCCAGGAGCUCCUGAGCAACUCAUAAAUGAUCUCAACACCUGAGUUCAUUAUAGAUUUAACACCAACUUCUCCAUGCAGAAGCCUUCAGCCGCUCAAUGAUGGAGAUGAAUAUUAUUUUGUGUAUUGAUUAGGAGUUUGUUAUUCUCAAACCCCACAUGGAGUUGGCAUCUUCUCUUCAAAUGUCCGAUCUAACUGAAUGAAAUUGGCUUAGUACUUGAUAACUGACUUUUUGCUUUACAGGGAUAUUUAUACGUCUUUCUCUUCGUAAUGCCUUAUGUCCUGUGUGUUACGAUCAUCAGAACAGCUGUGAACAAGCAGUGUUUGAUUAUUAACAAGGAUAUAAAGAUUUUGUUAUUUGUCUGUAGACUUGUUUGUAUUAAUCUAGCUUUAAUGCCUGAAUAUUUUGUAAUAAAAAGGUUU
Hemibagrus wyckioides is the source of this 6031-nucleotide messenger RNA. It is a transcript of the gene col28a2b, whose product is annotated as collagen, type XXVIII, alpha 2b. NCBI's taxonomy places the organism in Eukaryota, Metazoa, Chordata, Actinopteri, Siluriformes, Bagridae. The record is from RefSeq and is a predicted model, not a curated record. The transcript has 36 exons. Bases 192 to 4145 code for a protein of 1317 amino acids. Gene Ontology annotation, molecular function: serine-type endopeptidase inhibitor activity.